UGCUCGCCGUCCGCCGCCUCCCGCAUCCUCCGCCGCCCGCCACGUUACGAUAUCUGGCGGCUGGCCGGCUGACAAGGGGGGGCGAGCGGGGGGGGGGAGGCUCGCUCGCGCCGAGCGCGUCCCCGAUGGACUUGCAGCGCGCGACCUCCGCGAUCGCCGGCCGGAGGGCAGUCGGGGCGGGGGCCGCAACCGGAAGGCUCCGCGCCGAUCGAUCGAUCGCCUCCCGAAUGCUUUCCGUUGACGGGAGGGGGCCCGCCGACGGAGGAAUGACAAGUUGACGGCGGCGUCAUUUGGGAUCGUCGAAAUGGCUUCGGGCUCCGGGAAAGCGAUCUAGAGUCCCGGGCCGGGAUCCGCCGUCAACGGGAAUGCGGCGGAGUUCCCGAGCGCCGACCACGAGAACUGCGACUUCCACAUGCACAACAAGAUGUGCAAGAAGAUCGCUCAGCUCACCAAGGUGAUUUAUUCCCUCAACAUGAAGAACGAGGAGCAGGAGGCGGCCCUGCAGGCCUUGAACGAGGACCACGGCAAGGAGCUGCGCCGCAUCCUGACGGAGACGUGUCAAGAGGAGGACGGCUCGGCGCUGAGGACGCGACUCCUCCAGCUGCAGGAGUCUCUGGACGAGCAGCAGCGGGUCGGAGCGCAGGUACAAGCCGACUUUGAGUUCUUCCGCAUGCAGUCGGAGGAGAGGGGACGCGAAACUGAAGCCGAACUGAGACGGGAUUUCGAGGAGAGGCUCCGCUUCGCCCGGGAGGAGCUCCGAGAGGCCGAGUCCCGGAUCGACGCCGCUCGGGAGGAAAACCUGCGACUGGGCAAAGAACUGGAACGGGCCGAGGAGACCGUCCGAGAUCUGAGCGACGGACGCGAGCCCGCCGGGCGGUCGCUUCGCGACGACGAGAAGAAGGAGACGCGGCAGAAGGCUGAAGAUGAGGAGUCGGAGAGCGUGAAAAAGCUUCGGGAGGAGGUGAACGUGAUGAAGGAGGAAACGGAUCGAAGGGAGGAGGCGCAAAGGCGAGCGGCCGACGAGGAAAGAGAGCGCUGGGAGCGGCGGCUCCGAGACGAGAAAGAAGAAAUGAGGAAGGAGAUGGAGGCCGAAUGGCGGGAGGAGCAGCGCAGGCGGGAGCAGAGGGAGGACGAGGAGAAGAAAGGAAUGCACAGCGCUCUCAAGGAACGAGUGAAGAAAGCCGAGGCCGAGGUGGAAAGUCAUCUGGAGAGGCAGGCCGAGCGCAAGCGCAACGCGCUCAAACUGCAGGAACGGAUUCAGAACCUGGAGGAAGAGCUGGAAGCGGACCGGAAACGCGCGUCCGAAGCCGAGGCCUCGGCCAAACGGGCGGAGGAGGAGCUGGCCGUGGCCAAAGAGAGGCUCCUGCUGCAGGAAGACGAGCUGCAGAGCCGAGCAGAAGAACUGCUGAACGCGGGCUGCAAGGCGUGCGCGUGCGACGACGUCGAAGACCUGAAGAGUCAGCUGAGUCGUCUCCAGAGCAGGAACCGAGAGUUGGAGCUCCAAAACAGCGGAAGGAACAGCGACCACGCGCGGCAGAUCCGCCAGCACGCCGAGGCCCUGUCCAGUCUGCGUUCUGAGAUGGUGAGGGCCCAGACCGAAGAGCUGCGGCGCAUCCAGAAACACGCUGACGAGGAGCGCGACAAGCUGCGGAGGGAGCUGGACAAGGAGCGAGAGAACCUGCAGAAGGAAAGAGAGCAAGAAAAAAGCCACUCGGACAAGGAGAGAAACCGACUGCGGCGGGAGCGAGACGAGGAGAAGGAGGCGCUGCGUCGCGAGGCCGACGCCAUCGGGGAACGCGUGAGGAGGGAAACGGAGGAGGAGGCGCAGCGUCUCCGCAAGGAGCUGGAGGUGGAGCGGGUCCGCGUCCGGGCCCAGUUGGACAAGAACUUCGAGCAGGUGGAGGCGCAGAAGGCGGCUCUGCGGCACAAGCUGGACGAGGAGAAGAGGAGGCUGGCGGAGAAGGCCGAGGAGGACAGGAGGCGGCUCAAGGAGCAGGUGCGGAAGGCCAUCGAGGAGGUCAUGCGCAGGCACGCCGCCGAGCUGCACGCCGUCCGGGAAGCUCUCGACUCGGAGAAGACGACCAACCGAGAGGUUUGUGGGCAUCUCGAAGAGGAGAGACGCAAAAAUGGGGAACUUCACGACAGGCUGGAGAGAGACCGACAAGAACUGGAGCUCAAACUCAAAGAUGCCGACAACGAGAUCUUUCGUCUGAAGACGGCCACGCAGCAUCAAGGGGAGAAGGACCGAGCGGCGGCGGAGGAGACGUCGGCCCCGUGCGGAGCGCAAUGUUGGCGCCUGCGCCAGGACCUGCAGCGGGCCCAAAGCCGCUUGACUCGCCUGCAGGAUGAGGCGGAGGAGCAGCGAACGAGACAGCAGAGCGACGUCGCCGACAGACACCGGCCGGAGGAGAAGCUUCUGGAACUGAGUCGGCUCGACGCCGAGAGGAACAUUCUGGAGGGCGGCCGGCGCGCCGCGGAUGAACGCGUCAGAGCGGAGUGCGAGGACGCCCUCAGGGCCGAGUUCCGGAUCGAGAUGAACGCCGCCGUGGCCGAGAGCGAGCAGAGGUGGCGCCAACGCGAGGCCGAGUUGCACGCGAGGAUGGCGAAACUGACCGCUCAACUGGAUCAGCUGCAGACCGAGUCGAAGAAGGAGGAAGCCGAAGCCGAUUCCCGCGGCGACCUCGAGAUGGGCAAGCUGAGGAAGGAGGUGGAGGACACCAAGGAGAUGAACACGAAGCUGCGGGAGCUGCUGCAGGAGCCCCAAAGUUUGGCCGAGGAGCGCCACAACCACGCCGCCCAGCUGCAAGCGCUGGAGAGACAAGCCAGAGACGACGCGCUGUCCGAGAGGAACAGACUGCAGACCGUGCACCGCCUGGAGUUAGAUAAGCAGCGCGCCGAGUUGACCCAGCAGCACACGGAGUGGACCAGGCAGACCACCCAGAGACACAUGCAGCAGAUUGAAGACCUUCAGAACCAACUGCAAGCGCACACGCAGAUGAUGGCGCUGCAGCAGGACCUGAAGCAGCAGAACCAGAACCAAGUGUUUGAGCGGCAGCUGGACGAGAGUCGCUGCGCCAUGCUGGAGCUUCAGAGGGAGAACGCUGCGCUCAAGAAGCGAUUGCACGACAAGUCCAUUCAGGCGACGCCCAAGCUGGAAGCAAAAGAAGAAGCGGGCCCGGAUUUGCAAAAGACCGGCGACGUCCAUCUGGAAGACGAAGCGAUGCGCCUGAAGGAGGAGGUGGAGAAACUGCGGGUGGAGAUGGAGACGCUGGAAGAGUCGCACAAACUCUGGGAGGAGAAGAAGGAAGACGACGACCAGGAGGAGGAAGAGGAAGAGAGGAGGAGGACAAAGGAGCUGGAGGACAUCAGGAAGGAGCACAAGCGGGAGAUUCAGAAUUUGCUGUCGGAAUACGGCGGCGCUCAGAUGCAGCUCCAGGCUCGCAUCGUGGCCCUGGAGAACGAGUUGCGGGAGCGCGAGGAGCGCUGCAGGAGGAGGGACCCCCGCUGGGACCGCCGACUCCAGCUGGGGAAGCUGCAGGAGAGGCUGACGGAACGAGAGCAGCUCAUCAAACGAUUGGUGCUCUUACGACGACGACAUCUGUGCGGGUUUCGGCACGGCAACGGCUAUUUUGGGCGAGUCGUCCGCAAUGAGGAAGAACGGCAUCAGCUGCAAGUCCACCCCCCCCCUGUUGUCGGGGACGACGGCGGCCUCAGGAUCUGUGAGAAGAAGCCCCGCCCCGGGAGCGUCACGCCGACCACGAGGAGGAAGGCCGCUGAGGGCGCCCCCGGCCCGUCCUCGUCCACGCUGCCUCACCAGCCCACGUCGCAGCCCCGGGCGUCGCCCCGCUACUCCAGCUCGUCUCUUCCGCACAAGCACGCGUCCCCGUCCCCCCCGUCGCUGCCCCGCUCCCCGAGAUCCCGGACCUCCUGCGUCCCUCCCACGCCGGCGCCCACCGGCCCGCUGCCCGUCUGCCCCUCGCCGCAGACGGCCAUUCGCUACGUGUCGCCGGCCUCGUACCUGCAGGCGCGCUCAAUCAGGGGGCCUUAUCUGGAGCAGAGAGGCGCCGAGGGUCUGAAACAGGAGUGGUUCACCAAGUAUUUCUCCUUCUGAGCACAAACACGAGCCGGCCGGCACUUGACGGCUUCCCGCUACACGUGCGCGCUCUCGCCACGUACACGCAGUCGAGCGGGAGCCCCGCCAGUUUUUCCACAAGGUCAGACGUGCGAAGACGUCCCCCGGUCGCCGCGCGGGUUAAUGGAAUCCAGUUCUGUGAAACGAGCCGGCCGGCGCGGACCUCGACCCAAAAUGUACGUCGAUGCGGGCCCGUCACCAGCGAGGCCAUCUCCGACAUUGCCUCAAAGCUCAACCAAAAAGUGCUUCUCCAAACACAUGCCUGACCUCCCGUCGGCCUCCCGGAUCUCCCCCUUGUGUUUCCAUCCGUUAGUUUUGUUGUUGUUUUUUGAAGCAGUCUUCCUUUUUUUUGCUCGAAUCGGAUCACACGCCGACUGAAGGCGAAUCUCGCGAUUUCGCCGACCAAAUGUCACUUCCGUUUGAGGCGCGGGCAUUUGAUGUACUGUGUUCAAUCAAAAUCUUCAUUAAUACAAACAUUUCUCACUUCCUGCACCAAAAUGAAGCUUGUUUUGAUGCAAAUAGUCUUAAUGAGCACCUUGAAUAAAUAUUGUGUUUUUGUACUCGA
Molecule: messenger RNA, 4697 nt
Organism: Syngnathoides biaculeatus (alligator pipefish)
Lineage: Eukaryota; Metazoa; Chordata; Actinopteri; Syngnathiformes; Syngnathidae
Gene: fam184b
Product: family with sequence similarity 184 member B
Exons: 19
Coding region: 413-4111 (1232 amino acids)
Source: RefSeq, a predicted model, not a curated record